Molecule: messenger RNA, 4785 nt
Organism: Linum trigynum
Lineage: Eukaryota; Viridiplantae; Streptophyta; Magnoliopsida; Malpighiales; Linaceae
Source: the annotation of a GenBank genome assembly
ACCUUUAAUUUUAGCAAAUGACAGCACGCCCAUAAACUAAGGUGCAUGGCUUGGCAUGGCAUGUCACCUUUAUUAUUUGUCGACCCACCAUAGAUAUAAUUAAAGUCCUUUUUUGAAACACUUCACAUCUAUGCAAUAAUGAUUAUGAUUAUCCUAAUAUGUAGACCACGAAGCUUUCUUAAUGUAAUAAUGAAUAUCCUAUAUAUCUAUGUGCAUAAUAUGUCUCUCCACAAAUUGAAUCCAGGUGUUCAAAAUUCACAUUUAUACUCUCAUUAAUUUGUUGUCCGCCCACUUCUUUUCUAUCACUAAAAAAGACGAUAUUAACGAGAGAAGAAAAAAAUCGUUAAAAAGCAUAAGAACUCUUGUAAAAGGGUUAUUAAUGAUUGUCCUUACUUCACAUAAUCUCAUAUAUAUCACUAAAAUAUGAUAAAAUCUAGCAUAAAAUAGCUCCAAGGAAGAUGCUAGCUACACUAGUCCAACAACAAAGAAAAGAGAUAUAAAUGCAUAUAAAAAUGGCUCGAAUUAGGAAUGAGAGGAAAGAAUUGACGAAAUAAACACUUAAGACAUGUGAAUUACCACAGACUAUAAGUGAUAAUCAAUAAUUUUGAGAUACAACUUAAAUUUCAAGUAGAAAUCUUGAAAACAUAUAAUAUUCGAGAUGAUAUAUGGAUGUAGAAAGUAAGUUGCAACUAUUUUUACAUCAUAAUUAAGAAGGAAAUUGUAUACCAAGUACUUGGACAAAGAUCGAAAUGUGAAAAAUGUAAUUGAGGGUAAGCAGUUACUGAUUAAACCCACGAAUAGAUGGUAAGAAAAAAGGUUGGUUAAACAUGUAAGACAGAACACAACAAGAGAACUUCACGGGUGAACAGCAACACAAUUGAACAAGGAAAACGAUGGCUGAAGCCAAUUUUAGUGAACAAAGCUAGGAAAACAAAAUUGAAAAUCCUACGCAUGCAUCCACAUUAAUGUUGAUGGACCUACUAUAAAACAACCUAUAGCUCCGGCAUCCUGUUGCUCCCAACAUUUUUAAUCUAGAAAACUAGUUGGCGUUGCGGUUGUUAUAGAUUGAAAUGAUUUUUAGAGUAAUCGAUAAUCGAAUACGGCUUAACUAUUAACCAAAAACUAUCCUAAUAUUACUAUGUUUUUCUCUUCCAAAAUCACUAUGUCAUGGACUCUCAAAAAGACUUGAAUUUCGAACAAACAACCUCCUUUCCGCCCCUGGCCCUCUUCUUCUUUCUCCAAUUUUCUCCACUUGUGAACCCUAAAAUUGAAACAGAAAAAAGCAUCAUUGAUUUUACAAUUAAAAUGUAGGCAUUAAAAUUGAACUGAGAAAAUCAUAUUAGUUAUGUUUGAGGAAAGACAAGCAAAUAUCGUGCCCCAAUUUCUUCCAUCCCAAUUAGCACUCAUUACUCUGCUCUCUCCUUUUCUCUUUGUUUUAUUCUCUCAAUGCCAAAUAGGAAUAACAAAUCAAUUCUAAAGCUAGGGAUGGCAAUUUUGACCUGACCCGUUUUACCCGUCCCGUAGGCGGAGCGGGGCGGGCAUGGGUAGUCUCAUCGACCCGAUCUGCCCUGACCCGCCCCAUUCUUGUCUAAAUCACAUGUAAUCUUAGUCAAAUUACUGAGAAUUUUCCUUUUAUUGCAUCAUAUUUUAGCUAUAAUAAAGUUGUAAAUUAGUAAAAAUUUCAAUUUCUCCAAUAAUUUAACUACAAUUUUCAUAAUAUUGUUUGUUUUCUUAGUCUUAUAAUAAAAAUAACGAAUAUUUCUAAUGUUUUUCAUAUAAAUUGCAUACCCAUUGGGUCGACCUGAUCCGACCCGCGAUCCGUGAUCAAUUACCCGACCUGGACCCGACCUGCCACGGGGCGGGUCUGGGUACCAAGAAACCCGCCCCGGACAUGCCCAUUGCCAUUCCUACCUAAAGCAAUUAUAAAUUAUAAAAAAAGGCACUUAUAUAUGUAGGGAAAAUCUACAAACAAAUGAACAAUUGGAAGAAGACAAAAAAAGCCAAAUUGAAUGGACCUUUCUUCUUGCGAUUCUGGCCAAAUUGGGUUUCAGCCAGACCUGGAUUGGUUGGAUUAGAGAGUGCCUUAGCUCGGCGUCCUUUUCCAUUCUUAUGAAUGGAUCUCCUGCUGGUUUCUUUCGUUCUAGUCGCGGGUUGAGGCAAGGAGAUCCCCUCUCACCGCUCUUGUUUGUGUUGUGUACACAAGGAUUUGCAGCUCUGCUCCGGAGGGCCAUCGAGGAAGGGAAAUUGGAGGGAGUAAGGGUGGCACCUAGAGCACCUCGGAUCUCUCACCUAUUUUGUGCUGAUGACUCGUAUUUAUUUUUACAAGGAUCGCUUCAGCAGUGUGAGAAUCUAAUUGUGGUGCUUAAUGAGCAUGAGGAACUAAGUGGGUCCAGGAUCAGGAGUUUCUGGCGCAAAUUUUGGGGGUGGGGGCUGUGGGUGUCCAUGAUAAGUAUUUGGGCCUACCUUCCCUUAUUGCACGGUCUAAAAUGGCUACGUUCUGAUUUGUGAAGGAGCGCUUAAUAGCUCGUCUUCAGGGAUGGGCUCAGCGAUCAUUGUCUACGGCAGCCAGAGAAACUCUGAUUAAGUCUAUUGCUUUUGCUCUUCCGCUGCACGUGAUGUCUUGUUUUAAACUACCGCUUUCUCUUUGUAGAAUUCUGGAUAGAUUGGUUGCACGGUUUUGGUGGGGGGUGGAGGAUGGGCAUUCUCGGAUUAGGUGGAUGUCUUGGCGAAGGAUGUGUCUAAGUAAACAUGAAUGGGGGGAUGGGUUUUCUUCGGUUUGAGUUCUUCAAUCAAGCACUUCUUGCUAAGAUUGGAUGGCGUAUUUUGACCGAUCCCCAAUCCCUUCUUGCUCAAGUGUAUAAAGGGAAGUAUUUUCCUCGUGGAUCUUUUCUUACUGCGACUCCUCGUUCGCGCCCCUCUUGGGGUUGGCAGAGUAUCUUGUAUUGGAGGCAAUUGUUGGCGCAGGCCUUAGAUGGCAGAUUGGGGAUGGUAAAGGGGUGGCUUCUUUAACGGAGAAUUGGAUCCCCUCGCUUCACCCUAAUCCUCCCAUGUUUAACCCCGGGGUUCUUUCGGAUAGUGUGGAGCUCAAGGUGGCAGAUUUUAUUUGUUCGACGAGAGGUCGGUGGGAGCUGAAUAAGAUUGGGGAGUGGUUUCCUCCGGAGGUUUGUCGUGCUAUUCGUAGUAUUCCCUUGCCUAGAAGGGCUAUGGAGAAUAGACUCGUCUGGCAUGCAACGGGAGAUGAGGUUUUCUCUGCGAAAUCCGCUUAUCACCUGGCUGUUCGCCUAGACCAGGAAGCAGGGGGUUGGCGCCAUACGGUGAGCUGGAUGGACCGGGGAAAUUGGAAGAGGGUGUGGAACUUGACAAUUCCGCCGAAGUUAAAAGUGUUUCUUUGGCAGGUUCUGCAUCGUUUCCUCCCCACUACGGAGGCUCUCAUUGGCAGGAAGGUGGCUCUUCAUCCUAGAUGCCCGAUUUGCUGGAACGCGCUUGAGACAAUGGAACAUCUUUUCUUUGAUUGUUGUGUGGCUCGUGCUUUGUGGGAUGCUGCGGGGUUAGAGCAUGUAGGUCAGGGGCUGCCUCGUCUCACUUUCCCCCUCUUUAUGAAGCGGCUUCUUGCCAUCGUCACGGACCCUCCCCAGGUCAUGGCCGUUGUGGCUGUGCUCUGGCGGAUCUGGAAGUCUCGCAAUUGGGUUGUCUUUGAUGGCAAACAAUUUGGGAUAUUGUCCCUCCUGCGUCAGUACCACCAGCAGUUACGGGAGUGGACUUCUCUGCCACGGGACGUGGUGGCGGGUGCCCAGGCGGGGGUAACUCCGUUGGGGUCUUCUGCUCGUCAGGCCUCUCUUAUUUGUAGGUGGGAUGAUGCAGUGCAGCGAGGGUCCCACUCGGCAGGAGGGAUGGUGAUGUUGGGUUUGGAUGGUGUGGUGGUAGGUGCGAUAGGUGUGUGCUUCCCAGGGAUUGAUGAUCCGUUGCUUGUAGAGUUGCUGGCUCUUCGGAAAGCCAUCCUUUGGUGUCGGAGUGGAGGGCUUUUGCUGGUUCGUUUUGAGGGAGAUGCGAAGGUGGUAGUGGACAGGCUUAAUCAGGCGCAGGGGAGUGAUAGUACUUUGGGAGUUAUCUUCCGUGAGGUGUUGCUCUACCUAGCUGAGAGUGACGGGUUUAGUGUUUGGUUCGUUGGUCGGCGUAGCAACAGGGUAGCCCAUUUGGUGGCUCGAAAUGCCCUUUCUUUGUACCCGAUAGCGAGUCGUUCUUUUGAUUUUGUAGCCUGGUUACGACAUGUGAUGUAAUGAUCUUUUCUUCAGUAUCAAUAUAUGAUUAUCUUUUGUCAAAAAAAAAAGGAAGAAGAAAAAAUAAGGACUUCUAUUGAUUCAGUUACCUAUCAGCUAGUUUGGUGUAUUCUUUGUUGAAUCACUUGCUAACCGAUUAAUCGGUUGACCAACAUAAUAACUCAUAAUUGAGUAUACGGUUACGGCUCACCAACUAAUAUAAGUGAUGUAGUUAACGAUGGGAACGGCUACGGUGCUAAUUGUACAAUAGUUAGCACCGUCCUAAUCAAGGGAAAAACUACUACUAGUUUGAAUUAGUAGUGAUUUAGCUUAGAUGUUGUAUUGAUUUUAUAAUAAUCCGUAGUGAUUUUUGCUAGUUAUCACGGUGCUAACCCCUAUAAGGAUUAGCACCUAAUCCCAUCCCAAUUAACGAUCUAUAAAAAUGGUCAAUCAAUAACAGUUAUAGUUAUAACCGAACCGAUUAAUGACCAUACGAGUAAUAUGACGACAAUGAAUUUCAUCAAAGAUA